AAGCCAACGUCUGCUUUCAAUUCCUGUAUGCUGAGCACGCUGUUACGCUCACAUAAUUACAGACGGCUGAGGGCAAUGACUGACAUGUUUCGUGAUACUAGAAACAAAGAUCGGGUUGUCUUAGUAGAGUCUCAGGAGAGGCACGAUGAACUUAAAACUGAGGCCAGACCAGUGAGAGCAAUGAAACCUCCAGCUUAUGUUCCAAUGCAGGUGAGGCCCUAUGAUGGGCCCUCUGGACAGCCUGGAGAAUCUGUAUUGGUUCAGCACACCAGUGUGAACAUCGUCACUGAGCCUCCAAAGGACCAUAUUAUCUGGUCCCUCCUCUGCUUUGUCUACUCAAACCCCUGUUGUCUUGGACUUGCAGCUCUCAUUUAUUCUAUCAAGGCCAGAGACCGGAAGGUGGUUGGAGAUUUGGAGGGUGCACGGCAUUAUGGGGCCACUGCUCGCCAGCUUAACAUAACUUCCACAGUCCUGGUUGCCCUUGGACUCCUGUUUUUCAUUAUUACGAUGAUAGUUGUAUGGGAAGAGACAUAUGAUUAAGCUCUCAAAGUAACAAACCCUGCCAAAACGCUUCCUUUUAACAGAUUGCAGUGCAUUGCUUGCUGCUAUGACUUAACAUCAAUUAAAAUAUUAACAUCAAUUUUAUUAUCAGUCUUCAUUAUGAGAUUUUGACUAUGAUUUGUCUCUGUUGGCAUGUCUUUUGUUUGGAAAAGAUAACAUUUCAUAUAUAUUGUUUUUUCAUAUUUCAGUGAAGGUAAAUGUAUAUAAAGAUGAUUUUUAGCCAAUUAAAUUAAUGUUUGUGCCUAUCUAUCUACACCCAGGUGAAAAAUAAGCACACUGCAUUUGGCGUCUGCUACAUUACAUACGGAACAAUGAAUGACAGUAUACGGAAUUCUUCUUUGUUCACAAAAACCUUUUUUCUGUAGCUGUGGAUCAUGCUGCAUAUUCACUGACGGGGAUCUCAGCUCAUUCAUGGCAGGAAAAUCUUUUUAUUGAGAUGUUUCAUUUUCCACUCACUAAUAUUCCACAGAAACAGUGUGGACAUUUCAUCCCCUUAGAAUUUGCUUGAUUUAGAGAAUUAAGAGUUGAUUUGUAUGCUAUGUUAUAAUAAAUAUAAUCUUUGAGAUUUAAA
This is a messenger RNA of Neolamprologus brichardi, 1132 nucleotides long. RefSeq names its product interferon-induced transmembrane protein 1-like. Lineage: Eukaryota; Metazoa; Chordata; Actinopteri; Cichliformes; Cichlidae. The record is from RefSeq and is a predicted model, not a curated record. Gene Ontology annotation, cellular component: plasma membrane.